This is a messenger RNA of Seriola aureovittata, 4049 nucleotides long. RefSeq names its product phytanoyl-CoA hydroxylase-interacting protein-like. NCBI's taxonomy places the organism in Eukaryota, Metazoa, Chordata, Actinopteri, Carangiformes, Carangidae. The record is from RefSeq and is a predicted model, not a curated record. The transcript is spliced from 5 exons. Gene Ontology annotation, molecular function: protein binding. The coding region runs from base 558 to 1697 and encodes 379 amino acids. Gene Ontology annotation, cellular component: cytoplasm.
AAAGGGGGAACACCGGGCUAAUCUGGUUACAUAAGAAGCCAUUGAAUUUGCGGAACGUCUCUGCACUAAUCCGCUGAACUAUUCAUGUUCAACUGUCCCGCGGCAGAAUAACACACAAGACACACACAUACACACACACACACACUUGUGGCUGUGAAAGGCACAGGGGAGCUGCAUGCAUGAGGAGCGCAUGAUCUAAGAUAAACGCACAGACUGACUGGCAUCUAUGCGGUCUGCAGGCUGCUACAUUUCAACGCAUCUCUGCAGAAACUGCUAUGCUUCACGUUGCAAACACAAACUGUGGCGGCUUGUGCUGUUGUUCGCGCCCGUGACGAUUCCGCUGACGCGCCACUAGCCGCACCACCCAGGAGACAGAGAGGAGAGCUGUGAGCGACGGAACGAGCAGGGGGCUGAGUGGAAACCCGUCUCUCUUUCUCUUUCUUUUCUCCUUCCUUGACGAACGUGGACCGAAAGCCCGUUGUUGUGCAAGUCCCGUGGACAAUAUUUAGCCAGCGACAGCAAUUCACCAGUAGCAUCACCCAGGCUCUUCUGCAGAGAUGGAGGUACCAGGCUUGGCGCACAACAUCACCAGUCCAUUAAGUCCCUGCGAGGGGAUGAUCAAGGACCUGAGCUUAGACGCCAUACAGUUAUGCGAACGAGAUGGAAGUAAAUCCCAGGACGGCAGCAUCUCUGAGAUGGAGGAGCUACCUGUUCCUCAGAACAUCAAGAUCAGCAACAUCACCUGCGACUCCUUCAAGAUCUGUUGGGACAUGGAGGCGCGCAGCAAGGAGCGCAUCACACAUUACUUCAUUGACCUGAACAAGAAGGAGAACAAAAACUCAAACAAGUUCAAGCACAAGGAUGUUCCUACCAAGCUCGUGGCCAAGGCAGUGCCCCUGCCCAUGACGGUUCGGGGCCACUGGUUCCUGAGCCCACGCACAGAGUACACCGUGGCCGUCCAGACCGCAUCAAAACAGACUGACGGGGACUACGCAGUCUCUGAGUGGAGCGAGAUCAUCGAGUUCUGCACUGCUGAUUAUUCCACAGUGCAUCUAAACCAACUGUUGGAGAAGGCAGAGGUCAUCGCUGGCCGGAUGCUGCGUUUCUCUGUCUUCUACAGGAACCAGAAUAAAGAGUAUUUUGACCAUGCCAGGGAGGUGCAGGGGAACCGAAUGCUGCCAUCAGUGAAGGACAACAGUGGCAGCCAUGGCUCACCCAUCAGUGGCAAGCUGGAGGGCAUUUUCUUCAGCUGCAACACAGAGUUCAACACAGGCAAGCCUCCGCAGGACUCCCCUUAUGGCCGCCACCGCUUUGAGGUUCGGGCUGACGCAUUCUUCAACCCUGACACCAACCUGUACUUUGGAGACUUCUACUGCAUGUAUACAGCAUACCACUAUGUUAUUCUGGUCCUCGCACCAAAGGGCUCCAGAGGUGACGAGUUCUGUAAGCAGCGGCUUCCUGCACUCGACAUCAGCAACAACCGUUUCCUUACCUGCAAGCAGGAUGAAGAGGGUGAUGGAGGUCUCGUCUUUCAUCACGCUCAGGACGUCAUCCUGGAGGUGAUCUACACAGAGCCUGUAGACCUGGCACUGGGCACUGUGGCUGAGAUCAGCGGGCACCAGCUGAUGAGUAUGUCCACAGUAAAUGCUAAGAAGGACCCCAGCUGCAAGACCUGCAACAUCAGUGUGGGACGCUAAGAAACAGCAGAUUGUAGGAGAGGAAGGGAAGGACUAGAGGUGACUGACCUCUAUACACAGGAACACCCAUGUACUGAAGAAGCAGACCAACACAUGCAUGAAGCAGCAGAUUUAGUAGGCUCCCAGACAUGCACACCAACAUAUCUCUGACACCGCUCUGUACUCUCAUGAGACCAACAUUCCCAAAGAAGAGUGGAGAAAAAUAAAGGAAGGUACACACACUCUGACACCUGCACCAUUAUUUCCUCAUCUUAGAAGGGUUACCUUAAAUGUUGAAAACAUACAUUAAAACAUACUUAAUAUAUCCACAUAAGGGACCGCCAGCUGAGAAAUCUAAACCUGGGACACCAACAACACAAAUUCAUCCAUCCACCCUUGACCCAAGUCAACACUGGCGUACUGACCAAACCCUUUAAACUGUACUACAAAACAUGGGCUGCUUCUUUUCAAUUUCCUGUUUUUUUAAUUUAAUCUAUUGUCCCAUUUUUAUUAAUGACCUUUGCCUUGUUAUUAUUGAUAUGCUGUUGAUCGAGUGUCCACGGUCUGUGUGGACAAGCAUUUUGUUGUUUCCAGUUUCUUUGACUGUUUGUCUUUCUAGAAAUGUUUUGUUCUUAUUCCACAGUAGAUAAAAAUCAGACUUCUUUUUACCUCCUACUAGUGGCACAGACUGGUACUACAAUUUCCUAGGGCUGCAGCAUCAAUAGUCAUCUUUCUUCAUACCAAAGGUGUUAAAAACCAGACAGAAAACCGCUGUGGAAUCUAAACCGUACUAAUGCAACAACCUCUAAAAUGUGUACUCACUAAGUCUCUGAUGACCAAGUGUGAAUUACCCAUUAACUUGUUAACCUUUAAAAAAAAAAAAAAAAAAGCAUGAUGCAGUUCUGUACAGCAUGAGUAUGAAAGCUGUCAGUACCUCUACCAUAGCAACCAUUUCUGCAACAUUCGCUCUUAUUUUAUUGUAGUCAGUGGAAAGAAAGUAGAACCAUAAACUGUGUUUAGCAGAAUAAAUGUGAAAAAAUAUUUAUUUUUAUUGAUACAUUCAUAUAUAUAUAUAUGUAUAUAUAUAUAGAAAAUUAUAUAGACCAGAAGUGCACAAUGUCAAAAGCUCUGAUCAUUGUCAACAACGGCAUUUAGUGGGAAUUAACUUAAUAUAGGCAAAAUGGGGGGAUAAAGACAAGUUCAACAGCAGAUAUAACUUGCACUACAAUGCCAAAGUUCACCAACAUUCACAUAUUUUCCAAGGUGAACAUGUAAAUUGAAUGGUCACGAUUCAGAUCAACCAUGAAAUUCUUAAUGCAUAUCAUAGCACAAUUCAGGAUUAAAAAACUGACAUGCACAAAAACUACAGGAUUGUCUCACUGAUUGCAUAUAAGCUUACACAUUUUUGCCAAGAUAGCACUUUUUAAAAAUGCAGUUUCCACAUUAACUAUGGACAAAGCUGUCCAAAAAUUGUAUUUUGGCGAGGAAAAAAGCAAAGUGCCAUAAUAUGCAUACAGUAUUUAAAUUACUAAUAUGUAACUAACACCAAGUUGUUACAGCUCUUCAUCUUUGACACAGAUUAAUGCUACAUAACAUACACUUGCUACAUCAGGUUUAUAAUAAGAUACGUCAUAUGAAUGACAUGGAACGUGUUUUGUGGACUAAAAAAACUCCGCAGUUGCCCAGCAUUUCAGUCAGAUCAUCACCAACUUCCAUCAACAAGUGCAUCCACAUAAUGAGCAUGGCAUGAAAAAAGACCAGACUCAUCAUCCUGAUUUUUUAAAGAUAUGAUUGAGUCUUGUUAGGUUAGAUAAAAGUCCCACUGUGAGUUAACUCAACUGGUCUUGGUUGAGUCCUGUUGUUUACUGAGCAGGGCCUCCAGUAAGCGGACCUUCGCUUUGAGGGUCUUAUACUGGCAGUACUCCUCUGCCAUUGGUCCACGGUCCUCCUUCUGACAAGCCCUGUUAAAAAUAUACGGAGGAAAGAAGAUGCAAACAAAAGGCAAAGCUUCUUUUUGUAGUUUCAAAACAACCUGCAGCAGCUUCCAUAACUCGUUGAUAGUCCCUAUGUUGCCUUACUCAGAUAGCUUUGUACAGUGUGUAUUGUAAUCAAACUCUUACUGUAUUUACUUUGGAGGACUAACAUGUACAGUACAAGGAUGUGUACAGUUCAGAGCAAAUGUCUUCUAUCUCUUCGUCCCUUUCCUGAGCUCUCUGUGCUGUAUUAACGUUACGUGAGUGUGCAUUACACUGUCGUACCAUUAUGAUGGAAUUUCUUUUGUGGAUGUUUUUUCUUUGUUUUUCACAAGGCAUUGUUGAAAACCAAAUGUUCCAAGUUUAUUAAAAGACAAAAUAAAAUUCAAAAAGCCAAGUA